UUUCCCAUCAACGUAGGGGGAGGCUGGGAGGGGUCGAAAAUGGAAGCGAGGGUCGGCGUGUGGCCGGCUUCCGUGGGAGAGCACUUUAAGGAGGAGGAGGGAAGUGGAGGCCCGGGUCCCCGCCCGGAACUGUUGCUGCUGGACCCGCCCCGACGUGCGUGUGUGUCUGUGCUCCGCAGGGAGCCAUGGAGAACUGCUUGGCGGCGGCCUGUCUGAACGGGGUGGACCGACGCGUCCUGCAGCGCUCGGCGAGGCUGGGCCGGGAGGUGCUGGCGCGGGCCCAGCGACGCGCCGUCAACUGGCACUCGCGGGAGCUGCCCGCCGGCAGCUCGGGGCUCGCUCCGCGGGAGCGGCUCUUCCGGGAACGGCGCCCUCUGGCGGCCUCCCCGCGCGCUCUCCCCGCAGAGAGAGAAGAAAGACACCCAACCCUCAGUGCUUCCUUCAGAACAAUGGCUGAGUUCAUGGACUAUACUUCGAAUCAGUGUGGGAAAUAUUACUCAUCCAUGCCAGAGGAAGGAUGUGCCACCCAUGUCCACCGUUACCACAGAGAGAAGUCAGAGAUGCACUUGUGUUCAGACAGAGGGAAUGGUCAUCAGGUGUGUAUCUUCAAAAAAGACACAUCCCCUGACCUUGGAAACCUCUAUCAACCAACUGAGUCUACUCUCAAGGCAUCCCAGCCCGCUGAGAACAUCUCUAAGGACCUCUACAUAGAAGUAUUUCCAGGGACCUACUCUGUGACCGUGUGUUCAAAAGGCUUAACCCAGAAGACUCAUGUGGUGGCAGUGAAUUCAGGACAGAGUGUGGACUUGGACUUCCCUGCAUGAUGCUGAUCUUCACAGCCAUCAUGUUC
Suncus etruscus (white-toothed pygmy shrew) is the source of this 850-nucleotide messenger RNA. RefSeq names its product A-kinase interacting protein 1 (gene AKIP1). The transcript is spliced from 5 exons. The record is from RefSeq and is a predicted model, not a curated record. Gene Ontology annotation, cellular component: nucleoplasm. Gene Ontology annotation, biological process: regulation of non-canonical NF-kappaB signal transduction. Bases 186 to 824 code for a protein of 212 amino acids. Lineage: Eukaryota; Metazoa; Chordata; Mammalia; Eulipotyphla; Soricidae.